Messenger RNA from Lottia gigantea (owl limpet), 438 nucleotides. RefSeq lists its product as hypothetical. The record is from RefSeq and is a predicted model, not a curated record. The transcript has 3 exons. NCBI's taxonomy places the organism in Eukaryota, Metazoa, Mollusca, Gastropoda, Lottiidae. The coding region runs from base 1 to 438 and encodes 145 amino acids.
AUGGAUUACGUUCGUUACACAGCUAUAGUGUCCCGAGAACUAGCUGUCUGUAUAAAAAUUCACUGUCGAGAAAUGGUGCACAAUGAUACGAAUCAACAUUUGGACAAUCUACUUUCCACUACUUCUGAUUCUACUACUACCAGAACUGCUGAUCCAAGCAUUGGAAUCAAGUUACCUACCCUAUCAUCUCUUAGGGCUACCACUGCUGGUGAUCAUCGUGAGGUUGUGUCAAAAUCCACAGAUAUCCAGCGACGUAAAUUAGAUGGUGUUUUGGCAUCUUCUGAUUCUGAUAAUGAACCUUCUCCCGAUAACCCAUCGCCUUCAGAUUCGUUUACAGAUAAACAAGCUCGAACUCUAGUGUCUCCCUUUUCUCACAGUUAUAAGGAUAAGGACAGACCCAGACUCCCACCUAUAUGUGGUGCCUUUCCACGCGGAUGA